AUGACAGUCGCACAGGGUUACCACAACCUCAUCCCCGUGACGAACCUCUCGCCACCCGUCGACACAACGCAGCCCUACGACCCCUCCACCCUCGCCGGCAAGACCGUCCUCAUCACCGGCGGUGCCCUCGGCCUCGGCGCGGCUUUUGCGAGGGAGUGGGCCUCGCACGGGGCCAAUGUCAUUGUCGGUGACAUUAACCCGUCCGCGGGCGAGGCCCUCGUUGCCGAACUCCGCGCCGAGUAUGCAAAGCGAGGAGGAGCAGGAGGAAGGGAAGGAGGAGAAGGGAAAGGUGGAUCGCACCACUUUGUCACCUGCGACGUCACGUCCUGGGAGUCACAGGUCUCCUUCUUCAAAGAGGGUGCGCGACUCUCGCCCAACGGCGUCAUCGACGUCGUGGUAGCGAACGCGGGCGUCAACGAGCCCGGCGCAAAUGGACGCUUCGAGAUGCCCCUGGCCUCGAGUACGGACCCGGACGCGCCGCGGGAGCCGUCGACGAAGAUUAUUGACGUGAAUAUCACGGGGUUGUCGUACACGACGCACCUCGCCCUCUUCUGGCUGCCGCGGAACGGGAAUGGUGCCGGUGGCUCGUCCUCGCCCCGCGACAGGUGUCUGCUGUUGGUGGGCUCCGUUGCCGGCGUGGGUCAUUUCCCGGGCCAGGCGCCGUAUACCAUGUCCAAGCACGCCGUCACGGGGCUUUUCCGGGCGAUGCGCGGGACGGCGUAUAUGCGGCACCGGGUGCGGAUGAACAUGGUGUGCCCGUACUUUGUGAGCGGGAGCCAGAUGUUCCCGGGAGCGGCGGAGGCGGCGUUGCUUGGUGGCGGGGCGGGCGGGGCCCAGGGGAGGGAUGUUGUCGAUGCUGCGACGAGGCUUGUUGCUGAUGAGGGGGUUGUCGGAAGGGCUUUGCUUGUUGGGCCGGAGGUUGAUGCCUUGGGGUUGUUGGAGGAGGAUGGUGAGGACGGUGAGGUGAUGGUAGGUUGCGGUGUGGGAUGUGUAUGCGGAAGAUUAUAA
This is a messenger RNA of Colletotrichum fioriniae, 1008 nucleotides long. RefSeq lists its product as uncharacterized. The record is from RefSeq and is a predicted model, not a curated record. NCBI's taxonomy places the organism in Eukaryota, Fungi, Ascomycota, Sordariomycetes, Glomerellales, Glomerellaceae. Gene Ontology annotation, molecular function: oxidoreductase activity.